Messenger RNA from Lymnaea stagnalis (great pond snail), 1697 nucleotides. NCBI's taxonomy places the organism in Eukaryota, Metazoa, Mollusca, Gastropoda, Lymnaeidae. The record is from the annotation of a GenBank genome assembly.
AACAAAACAGAUGAGAGCAGUACAAAAAUGUGAAAGUAGCUAUAUGUUGAUAUUUUAAACAUUUACAUAUUAUAUUUAUAUACAUUUUUAACAGAUACAUUGCACAAUUAUACCCCUUUGUCACGUUUAUAUAUAGAUGUGUGUGUGUGGGAGUUUGUGUAUUCAGACAAGUGACCCUCUUUAACAAAAUAUCACAGCAAAGUGUUCUUUCUAUGGCUUAAAUUUGUGACAGUGGUGUCAGAUGAUGUGACAGUUGUCUGAGAUGUUGUGACAAUGGUUUUUGAUGCUGUGACACGUUGUUUUUUUUGCAUUUGACAGUGGCUUCACAUGUGGUUGUACACAUUGAGAAGGCGCCUUUAGAUGUUGGUAUGCUGGUUUCAUCAGGACAGCACAUACCCCUUCUGGGCAUUUUAUCGCUUUCCGUAUGCGCAUAAAGCUUUGUGGUGUAACUUCUCAUUUCCCAGUGCCUGAUUUGUACUAUAAUCAACCUCGCAUUGUGUCUGGACUGGACACAACCUGUGGCUUAUCGACAAUGUUGAAACUAAACGCACGUUUUAACAGGGUGGAUAAUUAUUAUUAAUUAAUUAGGUCUCUUAUUGGGCAGUCGGUGUUUAUUAUGCUCCCCCAGAAGUCACAAAUCUCAAUGAGAUAAGUCCCUGGUAUGGCUAAGAGAAUUCACUGAAUGGCUGUUUUUUUCACUAAUAGAUGUCUUGUGUUCAAACUGUUAUAUUUAUGUGCUGAAAAUGUACGAUGGAAUCAAAAGGAAUUUCCAUUUUUUUGUAUCAAUAAAAGAAUCUUAUCUUAUCUUAUUUGAGAAGCCUUGAACUUUACCCUCUAACGAAUAUAGUUCAGGGGUUUACGUGGAGGGUGGGGCAUACGUAAUAAAUAGUUUGAGCCUCACUGCUACUGGUAAAAUGUAUGAGGUGGGCGGCCUUCAUGAAUAAUUUGGCAUUAGUUUAUCUGUCAGGGGCCGUUUCGUGUAUGCAAGGGGAGGCAAUCAAUAAUCUAAGACUAAUUAUGACGCUUUGACGUAGAAUCCAAGACAUAAUUGGAAUUUGCUAUGUGUCUUACUGUGUGUCUUAUGGUGUAUCUUACUGCGUGUCUUACGGUGUGUGUUGCGGUGUGUCUUACUGUGUGUCUAACGGCAGGUCUUAUGGUGUGUUUUAUGAUGUGUCUUACGGUGUGUCUUACGGUAGGUCUUAUGAUGUGUCUUACGGUGUGUCUUAUGGUGUGUCUGAAAUUGUUAACGGUAUGGUUUAGUGGCCCAAAUGUAAGCCUUGAAACUCAGUUUAAAAUGUAUGUUAAAAAUUGAUACAAGACUUUGAACAGUUUAACUAUUUCUUUCAUUAUUUCCUAUAAUAAUAAUUUUAAAAAAAAAAUCAUUUGACUGCUUCGAUCUAUCAUUUUAAAUCUAACAUUUGACGCUAUUCAUGAAUAAAGAGGCCCCAACAUGACAGCUUUAGCUAAUAAUUACAUCUGAUUAAAGGCCUCGGUACGACAGCUUUUAGUUAAUAAGUACAACUGGUGAAAGGCCUUGGUACGACAGCUUUAGCUUUAGCUAAUAAGUUCAUCUGAUUAAAGGCCUCGCUUGACAGCUUUAGCUAAGUAAGCACAUCUGGUGAAAGGCUUCGGUAUGACAGCUUUAGCUUUAGCUAAUAAGUUCAUCUGAUUAAAGGCCUCGCUUGACAGCUUUAGCU